This is a messenger RNA of Mytilus californianus (California mussel), 2533 nucleotides long. RefSeq names its product exosome component 10-like. The transcript has 22 exons. The record is from RefSeq and is a predicted model, not a curated record. Gene Ontology annotation, molecular function: nucleotide binding; 3'-5'-RNA exonuclease activity; nucleic acid binding. Bases 19 to 2517 code for a protein of 832 amino acids. Gene Ontology annotation, biological process: nuclear polyadenylation-dependent snoRNA catabolic process; nuclear polyadenylation-dependent antisense transcript catabolic process; poly(A)-dependent snoRNA 3'-end processing. NCBI's taxonomy places the organism in Eukaryota, Metazoa, Mollusca, Bivalvia, Mytilida, Mytilidae. Gene Ontology annotation, cellular component: nuclear exosome (RNase complex); nucleolus.
CAACAGAACACGUGCAAAAUGUCAGAAGAAAAACAAACUGAAACGCAUGAAGAGUUUCUGCCUGGUUUCGACACCCUCACUGACUAUACACAGCAAGCACUGAAGACAGCUUUACUAGCCACCAAGUGUUCCAAUGAUUUACCAGCAACAGGAGAUGACUUUGAUUAUUACUCUAGUUAUCAAGGUGUCAGAGAAGUGUUGGAUAUUGAAGGCAACAGAAUUCUUAACAUAAUCCAGAGUAUACUGAAAUAUCAGAGUGUGAAGGGAAAUCUGACAGGCAGUAGCAGUGCUGUUGACCUUGAAGAUAAGUUUGAUGUACUGAUUGAUGCUAAUGACCAAAUACUGGAAAGAGUGGGAGGCUGGCUAGAUGAAGCAUCAGGAAUCAAAAAGAAAGAAACAACAUUAGUUGUAGCAUCAGCUACCCCAAAACAUAAUGCCACCGCUAGCUGGAAUAAAAAGUCUUCACCUGGUCAAGGAAGUAAUUUGUCCAGUUACAGAUUGUUGACAGCCCGUAAUAUACAGCGACCUCAGAUGAGAUUUAAAGACAAAAUUGACAAUGUGAAUAGACCUUUUGUACCCUGUAUUCGAUAUAAACCAAAUGCUAUGAAGACAUUAGAAGAAAGCUUGCAAUUACCUGAAGAUAUCACACCAGAAAUGACAGAAAAUCCAGCAUUUCAGUAUCCCCAUCCAUAUCAACAUGAACUUGCCCAUCUGAAGCCUUUACAGAAAUCUCUCAAUGUGUCAUCGCCUACGGACCCUAAGCCUUUAGGUGAAACAGAAUGUACAAUCGUUACAAAGCUUGAAGAACUUAAACAUUUGUGUAACACACUGAAGACACAAGAAGAAAUAGCCAUUGAUUUAGAGCACCAUUCGUACAGAUCAUUCCAAGGAUUGACAUGUCUGAUGCAGAUCUCUACCAGAACGAAUGACUAUAUUAUAGACACAUUAGAACUUAGGAAUGAACUUCAUUUACUGAAUGUGGUUUUUACCGAUCCCUGUAUACUAAAGGUGUUACAUGGUGCAGAUAUGGACAUUGGCUGGUUGCAAAGAGAUUUGGGGUUAUACAUUAUCAACAUGUUUGAUACAGGACAGGCUGCCAGAGUGUUGAAUAUGGCACGGCAUUCCCUGGCACAUUUGUUACAAGUAUAUUGCCAGGUAGAGGCUGAUAAGCAGUAUCAGUUAGCUGAUUGGAGAAUCAGACCACUUCCUGAAGAAUUAAUCAAGUAUGCCAGAGAAGACACACACUAUUUACUGUAUAUCUAUGACAGGAUGAGAAAUGAACUGAUCGAGAGAGGAAAUGAACAGAAUAAUCUUCUUCAUUCUGUAAUACAGAAGAGUACUCGAGUCUGUGCACAGGUAUACAGAAAACCUAUAUACACAGAUGGUUUAUACAUGGAAUUAUACAAGAAGAGUAAGAAAGUGUUUAACUCUAGACAAUUAGCCGCAUUGAAAAACUUAUAUUCAUGGAGAGACAGAAUAGCUAGAGUGGAGGAUGAAAGUAUAGGCUAUGUAUUACCAAACCACAUGUUAUUACAAAUAAGUGAAAUUUUGCCUAGAGAGAGACAAGGUGUGCUUGCUUGCUGUAACCCUAUACCUCCACUGGUCAGACAGUAUCUGAUAGAAAUACAUAAUAUUGUAAUGGAAGCUAGAGAAGUACCUCUUACUACAGUCACAACACAUAAAAUCAAGGAACCUAGCAUGUACAAGCAUCCAAAAUAUAACCCAGAUAGUCUUUUAAACUGUACACAUGAUAUGUCAUACCAACAGAAGUAUCAAGAUCUUGGUAACACACCAUGCCUACUGGAUCCUUCAAUAAUGAAAGAGAAUCCAACCAUGUUUGGAAAUAGUAAAGAAAAUAUAACUAUACUGAAGAAAAAACCUAUUCUAACAGUGUUUGAAAAUUAUUCACCCAAAGAAAUGACGAGAGCCCAGAGAAUGGCAGCAGCAAUAACAGCCACUUUUGUCAGUCCACUAUCACAGUAUCUCCCAGAAAGUAGAGAUGACAAACAUCAGCAGGUGUUCAAUAACUGGAUGUUAAUGAAACACACAGCAGUGAAGAGAAAAGAAACUGCACCUACUCCAGCGACAUCUUCAGGACCACCUCCAGCUAAGCGACAAAAGGUUGAAGUAAAAGAUACAGGAGAUUUGUUACAACCAUUUGGAAAGCUCAAAAGUGGUCAUGGAAGAAUACUUGGUAAAGAUACAGAUACUGAGACAAGCAGAAAGAGGAAAAAGAAGAGGAAAAUGGAAGAAGAAGGAGCAUUAGAAUUAGAGGAGGAGGAGGAGCCUGCAGAAGAAUUUACACCAUAUGAUUACAGCAAAGUUAAUUUGAAUAUAUUUGAAGGAGGGACCUCUAAAGGAGAGAAGAAGAAGGUCUUUGAUCCAAAUGCAGGAAUGAGGAAGAGAGGAAGAGGUAGCAAGGUUUAUAAGCCACAGUUUUCAACAGCUAAAUCAUCGAAGAGUUCAACGUUUGGAAAAAUGGACAAAUCUCAAAAGACACAAAUAUGGCCAAAAUAAAAUAUCAAACUUUGUA